AUGUCCUCUUUCUACACACUCGCUGAAGGUUGUCCUCAGCAGAGGGAUGAUACCAGUAUCCAGCUUCGCAACGGAAGUGGCGGUGGUCUUGUUUUACUGCAAGACACACAGCUCAUUGAGACAUUGGCUCACUUUUCAAGAGAGCGCAUUCCCGAGAGGGUUGUUCACGCCAAGGCUGCUGGCGCCUACGGGGAGUUCGAGGUUACCCACGAAUGCACAGACAUAACCUCUGCCAGUUUCCUUAACGCUGUUGGAAAAAAGACACGGUGCCUGGUGCGGAUUUCGACCGUGGGCCCGGAGCGUGGUUCGGCCGAUACCAUUCGCGAUGUUCAUGGAUGGGCUAUGAAGCUUUACACAGACGAAGGCAACCUGGAUUGGGUCUUUAAUAACACGGCAAGCUGUGGAACUCUUCCUGUCUUAAUUGACGGAUACUAA
Messenger RNA from Thyridium curvatum, 435 nucleotides. RefSeq lists its product as uncharacterized. Gene Ontology annotation, molecular function: catalase activity; heme binding. The record is from RefSeq and is a predicted model, not a curated record. NCBI's taxonomy places the organism in Eukaryota, Fungi, Ascomycota, Sordariomycetes, Thyridiales, Thyridiaceae. Gene Ontology annotation, cellular component: mitochondrion; cytoplasm; peroxisome. The transcript has 4 exons. The coding region runs from base 1 to 435 and encodes 144 amino acids. Gene Ontology annotation, biological process: hydrogen peroxide catabolic process; response to hydrogen peroxide.